Molecule: messenger RNA, 277 nt
Organism: Acaulospora colombiana
Lineage: Eukaryota; Fungi; Glomeromycota; Glomeromycetes; Diversisporales; Acaulosporaceae
Source: the annotation of a GenBank genome assembly
GCGCCAACCCCUCCGGAGGAAGAGGAGAAGGCUUCUCAGUUGAUAAUGCUACUUUAAAUCGGUUUUUCUCACUCCAUUAUCUCUUGCCUUUUGUUCUAGCCGCCUUAGCUGUCAUGCACCUUAUCGCCCUGCACGUUGAUGCCUCUAACAAUCCUCUGGGGAUUUCAUCUAAGCUUGACCGUGUACCCUUCCACCCGUAUUUUACAUUUAAAGAUCUAAAUUACGUGCCUGCUAAUCCCCUGCAGACCCCGGCCGCGAUAGUGCCCGAGUUCUACCU